AUGUCAGCCAUCAAGAAGACCAAUUUGAACUCAAUUGUUCAAUUACGUGCUACGUGUGAUGAUAAUUUACAUGCAUCAUUAUCAGAAUUGGGAUAUACACAAUCCUUCAGUUUAAUAGAUACGAAGCUAGCUUUAGGAUAUCUGACUGUUGUGAUAGCUGGUUUAUUAUACGUGGUGGAUAAAAAAUUUGGAUUCGAGAAAACUUAUAAUGUCACAGUACUCUCGGUAAUUCUUUAUUUUUUAAUCAGUGGAAUUUUAUUCUAUUUGACAUCGACAAAGAAGUAUAAGAACGUCAAGUACAUUGGUUACGACGAUUCCAAUAAAAAGAUACUGGUUGCGACAUGGACAAAUAAGUACGAUCCAAUAUACCACUUGAAAAUUAGAUUUAAUGAUGAAGAGAGUUUGGCCAUUGUCACUAGCUUUGAAUUUAUGAAAGUUUUUGAUGCUUUCGGAUAUUAUAAACAAGACGAAUUAACUAGAUUGCUUAAGAAUGAAUUGGAUAAAAUCAACAAGAAGAGUAAUUGA
Molecule: messenger RNA, 525 nt
Organism: Debaryomyces hansenii CBS767
Lineage: Eukaryota; Fungi; Ascomycota; Pichiomycetes; Serinales; Debaryomycetaceae
Gene: SPC2
Product: signal peptidase complex subunit
Exons: 2
Coding region: 1-525 (174 amino acids)
Biological process (GO): protein targeting to ER
Cellular component (GO): signal peptidase complex; membrane
Source: RefSeq, a predicted model, not a curated record